Leptinotarsa decemlineata (Colorado potato beetle) is the source of this 1389-nucleotide messenger RNA. RefSeq names its product Casein kinase Ialpha. Gene Ontology annotation, biological process: protein phosphorylation. The record is from RefSeq and is a predicted model, not a curated record. Gene Ontology annotation, molecular function: ATP binding; protein kinase activity. NCBI's taxonomy places the organism in Eukaryota, Metazoa, Arthropoda, Insecta, Coleoptera, Chrysomelidae.
UUCAGUGACGUCAAAAAACGAUCAGUCAGUCAAAGAAAUAUGUCGGCGUGCUAGGAGGAACAAGUGAUAGUGUUAUUGUAAAAAAUAUUGGUUUUCCGUUAUUCAAAAUUAAUAAACUAUUUUCUAAUAGACCUUUUUAAAUUGUUGAAAUGGCUGCUCAUGUUGUUGGUAUCGGGAAGCCGGAAUAUAUAGUCGGUGGAAAAUAUCGUUUAGUUCGUAAAAUCGGAAGUGGAUCUUUUGGUGACAUUUAUUUGGGUAUAAAUAUCACAAAUGGAGAGGAAGUAGCAGUGAAACUUGAAUCAAUUAGAGCAAGACAUCCACAACUAUUAUAUGAAAGUAAACUAUAUAAAAUUCUACAUGGAGGAAUAGGAAUACCACAUAUCAGAUUCUAUGGCCAAGAGAAAGAGCAUAACGUCCUAGUGAUGGACCUUCUGGGUCCAUCGCUGGAAGACCUCUUCAAUUUCUGUUCCCGUCGAUUCACCAUCAAGACAGUUCUGAUGUUAGCCGAUCAAAUGAUAGGACGCAUCGAGUACGUUCACUGCAAAUCGUUCAUUCACAGAGACAUUAAACCGGACAACUUCCUCAUGGGCAUCGGCCGCCAUUGCAACAAACUGUUCCUCAUUGACUUUGGACUGGCGAAAAAGUUCCGUGAUGCCAGAACUCGAAUGCAUAUCGGAUAUCGUGAAGAUAAGAAUUUGACAGGUACUGCUAGAUAUGCUUCCAUUAAUGCCCAUCUCGGAAUAGAACAGUCACGUAGGGAUGACAUGGAAUCUCUAGGAUAUGUCCUGAUGUACUUCAACAGGGGCUGUUUACCUUGGCAAGGUCUAAAAGCUGCCACAAAAAAGCAAAAAUACGAAAAAAUUAGCGAAAAGAAAAUGUCCACACCCGUUGAAGUACUUUGCAAGGGAUUUCCUGCUGAAUUUUCCAUGUACCUGAACUACUGCCGCGGCCUGCGUUUCGAAGAAGCCCCCGAUUACAUGUACCUCCGGCAGUUGUUCCGAAUCCUCUUCCGUACACUCAAUCACCAAUACGACUACACCUUUGACUGGACCAUGCUGAAACAGAAAGCCGCAACGGGAGGGACCGUCGGAUCUUCGACGCAACCUCAGCCUUCACAGGCCAUAGCUCAGCAGCCUGGUAAGGCAAACCGAGACAAAAAAGAUGAUGAAAAGAACAAACAGAAUUCUGCUAAAGGUACGGCACAAAAUAAAACUGUCCAUGCCUCUUCCACAGAUAUCGCUAAACCCCUCAAAGGUCAUUAGAUCCGUUUUUUUUUCUUUUUUCCUUAUUCUGAUUUUGUAAUUUUUUUUUCAUAUUAUAUUCAAAUUUCAGUUAACACAGAGUUUUGUUAAGUUCAAUUAAACGAAUAAAAUUAUAACAUUGGAGGAA